Molecule: messenger RNA, 3675 nt
Organism: Rhopilema esculentum
Lineage: Eukaryota; Metazoa; Cnidaria; Scyphozoa; Rhizostomeae; Rhizostomatidae
Product: ubiquitin carboxyl-terminal hydrolase 15
Biological process (GO): protein deubiquitination
Molecular function (GO): cysteine-type deubiquitinase activity
Source: RefSeq, a predicted model, not a curated record
GGUUGCUGCUGCUGUUCAUCCGAAGUUCGCACGUCCGUUUGAAACAUAUGUUGGAUCUGGAUCUUGGAUCAGGAUCUCAGACUCUUGGCCUGCUCAUUAAAGCUUGAUUCUUCAUUUCUACAAAAGGUCACACACCAAGUCACACUGCAGAUAUCAAGUUUCAUAUCUUUGGCAAGGUAUAUCCACUUCGUAAGAACUUUCUGGGACAUGAGUAGUACAGACGGAAGCAUUGAACAAGAAUUGGAUGCUGACUUAUAUGGAUCUGGGUCAAAAUUUUCUGAUGACAGUGGCAUUGAAGAUUCUUGGAAUGAAGAAUCAUCUACCAUGCCAUCAACAGCAAGCACAAAAAAACAGGGCGAGGACAACAUUGAUGAAAAUACAAAACUAAUUCCUAGUGCUGAUGAAAACCCAUACCCACCAUUCUCCCAACUCACACCACCCAGUGAACAAUGCACAGAAGUAUAUAGGCCAUUCAAUAUUUAUCCAACAACUUCACCAGAAUCAACUGACAUAGUCAGAUGUGAUGUUAAAGAUGCCAAUGCAGUGGAAGGGGUGUGUGGAAUUGAGAACCUCGGCAACACAUGUUUUAUGAAUGCAGGGCUGCAAUGCAUUUUUGCUUCUACUCUGUUCCAGCAGGCUAUGCUCAAGGAAAUGUCACUAGGGUCAUGCCAGAUGAAUCCAGAAAAUUCUCAAUCUGUGGUACGAAUGGUUGACAAAUUCCUGGAAAUUUUCAUGAAACUCAUAAGUGGAGAGUAUGCUUAUUUGUAUCCAAGAGACUUUCACAGUGCUUUGACACAGGUCCUACCGUUAUUUGGAGACAGAAAGCAGCAUGAUUGCCAGGAGUUCGUUUCAUUUUUACUGAACACACUCCACGAUGCCUUUAACCGUGUCAGCCCAUUGAAAAAGUUUUCGCCGAUAAAAGAGAUAAGGGAAUCGUCCCCCCAGAUGUCAAAUCUCAGACUGGAAGGCUCUUCGGAAUCCGAGAACGACGAUGCUCAAGAUACGGGAGAAGAAGUUCCUAAAAGAAUGAGAAUGGAUCAACUUGAUUCAGAACCUGAUUUUGGCGUUGAAUGUGAUGAGAGGCUCAAUCCAGCCCAAACUGCUUGGAGAAAUUACGUUGAGCAAAACAGAUCGUUGAUUGUUGAUACAUUCCAAGGUCAAUUUAAAAGCAUGGUUACAUGUGAAAAAUGCCACCAUGUCUCGGCCACAUUCGAACCUUUCAUGCACGUGUCUGUCCCAAUUCCACAUGCUAAUGAGCAGCAAGUCUUGGUAACAUGUCGGCUGCAGACACAAUGUGUACCAAACAAAACACGCCUUCAAACCCAAAGAUUCGUAGUAACGGUGAGUAAAAAUGCAACGGUCGGCAAUGUGAAGGACCAGCUCAUGAAGGCAAUCAAAUUUGACCAGAAAGUGGAGGAAGAAGACUUGAUUAUGGCUGAAGUGGCGAAUGGAACUUUACUCAGAACACUUGUCCCUGAUAUGGGUCUGCAGUUUCUUAAGCUGAAAGAAAACAAACAGUUGUAUGCAAUUGAGUGCCUGAAAAUGAAACCAGUUGAAAAUGAUCCUGGUUUAGUUAAAGAAGUAAUGGGUGAAGACAGUGGAGGUGUACUGCCACGUGAGGGUCCAACGGGGUGGCACACGUGUGGCAUUUGCCUAGAGGACAUAUUUGAUGACGAUUUGAUGAUCCAUGGCAUCUGCGGUGGGGUUCUCUGUAGUGAUUGUUUAGAAGCAACUGCUUGCUAUCACUCUGGGAAAAGCUUCCCCUGCCCGGUUUGCAAUGCAACUGUAGACGAGAAGUCUUUCAGUGGUAUUACCAAAUCCUUAAAAGGUGCAAAUGUAAAAAGAACAGUCCUCAUUCCAGUACUCAUGCGCAACGUCACACAGCCACUGCAACAGGGGCAGGAUGCCAGCGUGUCUCCAACAGAAAAGUUUCGUGCACUCGGGCACCCAGCUGUGUUUUUAUUCCCGCAUACCAUUAAGUCCAGUGACAUCUGGCAAGAACUGAAGCGGAUUGCUCCCAGCGCAGAAGACCUGGUAUUAUCUCUCGUUUUAACAGAUGCUCAGGGGAUGUCUUGUUCUCGAUGUGACACUUUUGCAGACUGUUCUGGAUGCAAUAUAGAAGAUGAUGACAAAAUUAUUCAAUUUAAGCCAGGGGAUCACAUAACAAUAAGUUUUCAAAAGAUUUCUCCAGAACUGCUAAAAGAGCUUUCGGAAGUGAAAGAUGAUGUGUCAGUUAGCUCACUCAGAAAUGGUGACAUGGUCAAACUCGGCGAGUGUUUUGAGUAUUUCUGUGAGAGUGAAAUUCUUGGUGAAGAAAAUCCUUGGUUUUGCCCGAAAUGUCGGCGCAACCAAAAUGCCACGAAGUGUAUUUCCAUUUCAAGAUGGCCAGAGGUACUGAUUGUGCAUCUUAAAAGAUUUUAUUUUGAAGGCCUACAAAGUGCAAAAGUGAAGUCACCGGUCGAUUUCGAGCUAAACAAGUUCAAUUUAGAUCUGGUUUGCAGCACAGAAGCUUUAGCUAAAGAUAGCUGUAUCUUUGACUUGACUGGUAUUGUCUGCCACAAAGGAAGUCUUACCAGUGGCCACUACACUGCUUACUGUAAACAUGACAAUACAUGGUAUUUUUUCAAUGACGAAACCACCUGUGAGGCGGAUAUUUCAUCGAUCCAGUUAGAGGAUAUCUAUAUGCUUUUUUAUCAAAGAGCUGAAGUUGAAAGUGCAUCCUAGUGGGUUACUGGAAUUACUUGGAGUUGUGCAACAACAGCUGGUUUGUUGAGUUGCUCAACAAAAGGGACGUUUGAUUUUAAUCAGAAGGACGGAGAAGAACGUCAUUGAACAAGCGAGUAAUGAAUGGGAUUGUCAACCAAGUAACGUUACUGACAAACAUGAUUAUCAGUGUUGUUUAUAACUAUGACGUCAUCAAGAACAGCCACCCCGGGAAGAAAGUGAUAUCCCUUCAAAAUCCCACAGUUGUCCAUUCAUAUUAUGUAGACAAAUGGUAUUCUGUCAUUAAAUGCAAGCACCGUGCCUAUUAGGGAACAUAAUAUCUCUCUGAAGUCACUUAACCUGUGAUUGAUAAAAUGUAAAAUAUUACGAACAUGCCAGAUUAUGUUAUAAAAUAAAGAGUAUUCUGGACGGAGCAACAAACAGGCAAAUCUUUGACGUCCCCUGAAAAGUAAGAAUUUUCCAACAAGCCCGACAUAUUUCAGAAAAAAGAGCGUCAUCUUGUCACGGUACUACUAGAUAUAUUAUCAGUCACUUAGAGUUAACCCGCAACAACGUUGGCAAUCACGGGAAAUUAUCUUGAAAACAUCGAUGCUUCAAUGGACACACCUUGUAAGGAUAAAAGCCUAAGUUGGGCACCCUAGAACAAGCCUGCUAUGAACAAGCCAUAAUUGCAGUCUAGGGUAAAAAACCAGAGCCAAGCUAAGACCAGUUAGCUACAGAGGUUGAUAUAAUGUAAAUGGGUUGAUACAUUUGUACCAAACAGGCAUUAUCAAUCUAAAACCUUUUAUCAUCAUAUAGAAUUAAUUGUUAAAAAGCAAAAACAGUAUCAUAUCAUUAAGCAAAGAUUCUUUCAAACCCAUGCAGCACUUUAAAUGUCAGAUUCUUGUAAAUCUUUUUAACCAACUUGUAAAUGGGUCAUUAUCAAAAUUUUAUUCUCCACCAGCAUUUUCA